Messenger RNA from Dioscorea cayenensis subsp. rotundata (Guinea yam), 3662 nucleotides. Its product is annotated as probable disease resistance protein At4g27220. Bases 82 to 1929 code for a protein of 615 amino acids. Lineage: Eukaryota; Viridiplantae; Streptophyta; Magnoliopsida; Dioscoreales; Dioscoreaceae. Gene Ontology annotation, molecular function: protein binding; ADP binding. The record is from RefSeq and is a predicted model, not a curated record. The transcript is spliced from 3 exons.
AACUAUAAGAGGCUUAAAAUAUUGAUAUUUCGUUAGAUCGCUGAGUUGUAACUUACUAAGAUUAUUGCAGGUAACCAGGAAAUGGAGUUCUUGAGCAGAAUCACUGGUGUGAUUGUUGAUCAAGCAUGUGACCCCAUUAAAAGACACUUUAGUUACCUUGUUUGCUAUAAACGCCAUAUUGACAAGUUGGAGGAAGAAUUUGAAAAGCUAGAUGUUCGUCGGAUGGAUAUCCAAAGAAUGGUUGAUGCAGCUACAUGUCAAAGACUUGCGGAGGCUGGCAAUGAAGUUCAAACUUGGUUGGAAGGUGUAAGCAAAAUUGCACCAGAGGUGAUGAGAAUCAGAGAUGAAGCUUCCAUGAUCUCCACCAAUUUCUUUCUAAACAUACGCAUGCACUACAAACUUGGAAGAGAGGCUGCUAAUCAUAUAAAAGCUAUUGAUGAUGAUCUUCUAAAACACAAAUUUGAUAUAGUGUCUCACGAGCGCCCACCCCCAAGCACUACUGCUUCACUAUUGUUUAAUGAAGAUUACGUGAUUUUCGAUUCAAGGAAGUCACAUGCACUAAAAAUACUUGCAGCACUAAAGAAUGAAAGUGUGCACUCAAUUGGGCUUUGGGGUAUGGGAGGAGUGGGAAAGACAACAUUAGUUAAAGACGUUGCGAAGCAAGCCAAGGAGCACAGUUUGUUUGAUGAGGUGGUGAUGGUGACUAUAUCACAAAACAUUGAUCUAAAGAAAAUUCAAACUGAGGUAGCAGAGUGUUUGGGUUUCCAUCUCAAUGAAGAAAGUGUAGAAGUAAGAGCUGUCAAGCUUGCAGACAGAUUAACGAUGACAGAUAACAAAGUAUUGAUGAUACUAGAUGAUUUAUGGGAGACCUUAGAUCUGAUAAAGGUUGGGAUUCGAUUUCCAGAGAUGGCUGACACUUGCAAAGUGGUGAUCACAACAAGAAACGAAUAUGUCUGUGAAAGAAUGGGUUGCCAAGAGAUAGUUGAGUUGAAGACAUUGUCAGAUGAAGAAUCUUGGAGUCUAUUCAAGAGAAGAGCAGGGGAUGCAGCAGAGUCCACCCCAAGAAUAAGGGAAUUGGCAUGGAAUGUGGCCAGAGAGUGUGCUGGUCUGCCUCUGGCACUGGUGGUUCUUGGCAUAGCACUGAAGGGAAAGAGUUCACCUGAGAUUUGGAAGACAGUGUUGAUGCAACUAAAGCAGUCGAUGGAGAUGGAUCUCCUAGAUGUGAGUAAAGAAGUUUUUCAACCCAUCAAACUAAGUUUCAAUUACAUAAAAAGUGAGGCAGCCAAGUCUUGCCUCUUUCACUGUUGUCUGUACCCAGAAGAUUGGGAUAUUCCUAAAGAAGAAUUGAUGCAUAUGAUGGUUGGAGGGGGCCUCUUGAAUGUUAAAAGUCUAGAAGAAGCACAGGGAAUAGUGGAUGUAUUGCUCGACCAUCUAAAAGCUCGUGCUUUGCUUCUUCAAGGUUCGUCUGAAGGCUAUGUAAGAAUACAUGACGUUGUUAGAGAUGUGGCGAUACAGAUCAGUGCAGAAGAUCAUGGGUUCUAUGUACAAGCUGGGCAAGGAUGGACAGAGUGGCCAGAAAAUAUUGAUCCAAAUUGCCGGCGGCUUUCACUGAUGGGCAAUGAUAUUCAAGAUCUUAGUCCUGAUCCAAUGGAGUAUCCAAGACUGGAGACGUUGAUCUUGAGAGGCAAUAAAAGGUUAGCAAGCAUCCCAGAAAUGUUCUUCCGACAUAUGGGAUCUCUGAUGGUACUUGACUUGAGCUCUACUGGCAUUGAAUCGCUACCAGAAUCAUUCUCUUUUCUAACAAAUCUCAAAGUUUUGAACCUGGAAAAUUGUGGUUCCCUACAAGAUAUAUCUCACAUUAAUGGGUUGAAGAAGCUUGCAAUACUAAUUCUGGAGGGUUCUCCAGUAUCCAUUGUUCCAGAGGUGUAGCAUGGGCACAAAAUCUGAGAUUUGUUAAUUUGGGGUUUUCAGAGAGUCAUCCAUCUUCCCUUGAUAUUUAUUUUUCCAAGGUAUUGCCGAGUUGUUGCAGGCUAGAACAAUUGUCCAUGAACAAGUUCGAUGGUAGCUUUGGAGGGUUGUUAAGCUCGAGGCGUCUAACUCGGCUAUUCAUCUUCCAAGUGGUGGGCUUUGAUAAUUCCUUAUCACAUGAAAUAGUCCCAGAAGGUUCUUGGCCUGAUCGACUUUUAAAAUUUGACAUUUGUUUUCUUGAACGCAGGCUAAGUUAUUUGCUUUUCUCCAGUGAUAGAAGAGUUUUGCAACUUAGUGGUACCGAGAAUUUGGCUGAUUGGGUCAAGGAAUUACUUAAAAAUACAGUAAGUUUGUUAUUAGCAGAAUUCCCUCAAACUCAUCUGAUUUCCACCAAGAGCAAAAUCCCAUUGCUGGACUUCUCAAGCUUGGAGCACCUUCAAGUUGUCAACUGGCCAAAUUUGGAGGAGUUGUUUGAUUAUCGUGAGCCAUUAUUACAUGAACGAAUUCUCUGCCAACUGAAAUAUAUGACAAUAGACAAUUGUCCCCACUUGAGCCAUUUGCUACCAUCAAAAUUUUGGCCACAGAGUAUGUUGAAACUAGAGGAACUAAGAGUUACAAACUGCCCUAUGAUGUUUGAACUGCUACCUUUUGGUCAUGAAAUCCAAGACACGGCUAUUUUGCUACCAAGUCUAAAGAUUCUUGAAUUAUCUGGCCUACGCAGGCUAUAUAAUGUAUUACAACAACGGCACUGUCUCCCAAACUUGAAGGACUUGAUAAUCCAUGAUUGCGGUGUAGAAUGUGUACAUAUAUAUAUAUUUAUGAGGGACACACCACACCCAUGGACAAAUCCUUUACCAACACUAGCUAAGCUUCAUAUUGAAAAUUGCCCAGAGAUGAUUGAGAUAAUGAUCCUCGAUCCUUAUGCACCUUAUGCUUCUUGGCAAGCCCCGUGCUUCUUCCAGGGACUAAGAUAUCUCACAAUUGAGUCAUGUCCAAGACUUACGCAUCUUUUCUCCUACAACCAAGCAACAAGCAUGCAACAUCUGAGUAGGCUUUAUAUACGAAAGUGUGCUGCAUUGGAGGCUGUGGUGAUUUCCAUGAAAAAUAAAGAGGAAGCGUCUGCAAGCACAUCCACACAUGUUGUUCGUCAUGAAUCUUAUAAUAGCCUUUUCCCAAAUUUGAGAGAACUCACACUAUUUAUGUUGCCUCAACUCACUGCCUUCCAUCAACCGGAAGCACUGCCCAUUGACUGGUUAUUUCUUCAACAUUGCUGCAUAGAGAAAUGCCCAAAUCUACAGGAUCCUUUGCUCGGACCCCGUACACCUCCUCAAAACCAAUUGAGAUUUCCAAGCAUAUUGUUGAAGAAUGCUUGAAAAUAUCAGCUAUGAAGAAGGAAGCACAAGACUCUGUUGACCUUUCUACUGUCCAAUAAAUACACGAUCUUUCCACCCAGUCAGUUAGCUUUACCAAGAUUACCUUGAUUUUAUGACAGAUAAUUGAGGAAUGCGAACAAGAUCCUUCUUGUCUUGUCUUAUCUCAUCUUUAUUAUGUAUGAUAUCCAAGAUCUAGUUACUUUUGUACGAGGUUAAAGUUUAAAAGCUACUUUUUGGUGUCUUGGAACUCUAAUGAGUUUGAUGUGGAACUUUAGAAAAAAUUCUUUUUGUAUGUAAUGUAAGUUUUCUAGCCAAUAGGAA